AUGCUAUUCGAAAGUUCAAAAGCACAGAAAAGCAGCGAGGGGUUUCCUUUUGACGCUAGUGAUUUCAACAGUGCAUUGCCAAUCACUGUGCGACUGUUAUACUUCGAAUUACUUGUUCUGCAUCUGCUUUUUCUCUCCAUGAGAGUUUUACGGAAAUCAUCAGGCCAAGUAGAGGAAAAUGAUUACGGAUAUGGUUAUGCUGCCUGUCUUGUUCGGACGUAG
Molecule: messenger RNA, 222 nt
Organism: Cylicocyclus nassatus
Lineage: Eukaryota; Metazoa; Nematoda; Chromadorea; Rhabditida; Strongylidae
Source: the annotation of a GenBank genome assembly